GUGAAGUGUCGUAACCGUAAAUAUCUGUAAGUAAUGCAGCGACUGGACCGCGAUUGCAAAAUCACUUAUUCCUGGAGGCACCAAAAAUAAAUGUAUGGUGUUUCAUAAAUUUACGUUUAAAUGCAUGUUAAAUUUUACUUUGUGUUAAAAUGAAUAAACAAAGUUACUGAAACUUAAUUCUGAUUUUUUUAACAGUGAUGGUGAAUAGAGUGAGGCAUGCUGCAUUAGUAACUACAUAACAAAUAUGUCUAUUUUAUUUAGAAUUAAAACAAGAAGUGGUAAAAUGACGGUAAAAGGGACUUUUUUUAUUUAGCUAUUAUCUGUGUUUAAUCCAUCACCCAAAAAUAAAGGAAAAAGUAUUCUACAACUGUUUCUACAAACCUACCAAGACACGGCCAUUAUCCACUCAAACUGACAGAUCCAGCAAGGAGCGCUGAUCAGAGAAGCAGCCGAGAGAACCAUGAUCACUCUGAAGGAGCUGCAGAGAUCCACAGCUUUUCUUCAGCAGGGACAGGGAAGCUGGACAGGGCUGAUGGGGAGAUGGAUAGAGAGAAAUAAACCUGAAAAGCUGUUUAGCUCAAAUUUAAGAAGUAUAUUUGAUAGUUGGAUCAACCUUUAAUGUUAAAAUGUGGUUGAAAUAAUAUCUGUUGUAGUUUCAGUGUUAAAAAAACACUUAAUAAAAAUAUUAUUUAAUGUAAAAAUUGUAGAAUUAUUUAGCAUUUUAAUAAAUGUUAUGUGCUAUCACAGAUCACUGUAACAAAUGGAGAAGCUGAUGGGCAUAAAAAUGUCAUUCAUCCAACCAACCAGGCCUCUGGAAGGGAAGCAGUUUUGAAACACUUGUUUUAUUAAAUUAUGAGUCGGCAAAAUUUAGACACGUUUAAGUUCAGGGUCAACAUGACCAUGCUGGUGUGUGUGUGUGUAUCUGCAUGUGUGAGUGUGUGUGUGUGUGUGUGUGGUUAUAAGUGAAGAACUGAAGCAUGCCUCCAGAGAAGAAUGGAGCAGAGUGGUUUAGAGUAUCUCUGUUUGUUCUUCAGACUGGGAGGGCGGAUGCUGAUGUUUGAUUGGCUGUUCCUCGGGGGGAUGGACACCCUCGUUCUGGUGUUGAGCUCGUUCCUCCUCUGGGCUUCAGACUGCAGCUCUGUUCCCUUCAUCAUCAGCGAUCCUGAAGCUCCUGAAGGAUGUUUAAACCUCGACUCAGACGCUCCCGCAUCCCCUGUUUUGGAGUCCUUGGAGUGCAGAAGUGACUACACUACCCAUAUCCGCUGUAGCUGGAUUGAAACCUCAGGUUCUCCUCUCUCCCUGUUUCACCUGGAUCCAGAAUUCAAAAGUGAGUUGCCGUGUGUCCGUGGACCUCUGCUGGUCCAGAACUCUUCCACCCAGAAGCUCAGAGCUCAGUGCCGAUACAACUCCUCCAUGUUCGGCAUCGGCUUCACUGAUGUGUUCUUCUUCCAGACUCCUCACUCCCCCGGCAUCACCAAGAGCAUCAACCUAAUAAAGCACACAGUGAGGCGCUUCCCCAAUGACCUGGAUUUAAACAUCAUAGACCGUGUGGAACAGACACACCCUCCACUCCAACCAGAACCCUCCUCACUAGAGUAUGAUGGCAGUGGGUGGAGCCCCCUAUUGGUGAGAAACAGUGAUACAGACAGUCUCCCUGGCCCCUUUAACCUGCAGUGUGUGUAUGAUGGAGUGAGGGAGGUGAGGUGCAGCUGGGAGAUGAUGAGAGAACUCACACAGUUUAUCCUCUACAGUCUGAGAUAUCGAACACGUCCUGAUACUCAUUCAGGGUGGUGUUGUGGAAGGGUGGAGGAGGAAGGCGGUAAUGAUGAUGAUGCUGUUGUAAAGUUCUCGUGUUCGUUCUCCGUGUUUAAAGCUGAAGUGCUGCUGCUGGAUCUCAGACCGGAGCCACGAACCAGAGAUUUUCAGUCUAAUAAACACAUUGAGCCGGAUGCUCCGGAGGGUUUGAGUGUUGAGUUGAUUAGAGAUGAAUGGGUUUUAAACUGGACCAUCCCUGAAUACCACACUGUGUCCAUCUCCUCUGAACUCCGGUACUGGAGCUCACACUCUCCUGAGGAGGUGGAGACUGUUCUUCUCCCUCCUCGUGUUAGUGAGUUUAAGAUGGCGGAAAGCUCUCUGCUCAGCUCCACCCAUUACCUGGCUCAGGUGCGCUGUGCUGCGGUUCCUGGUGGUCGGUACGCUGGAUAUCCCUCAGACUGGACUGAACCGGUUCACUGGACCACCAGUCCCAGUCCUGGAUCAGGUGGGCACCGUGUUUAUUUCUACCUGGCUGUGAGUGUGUCUGUGACUGUGAUCCUGACAUACUUAAUUUUCCUGGCCUUCCACAGGAAGGUGAAAGUGUGGGAGGUGUCUCUUCCCUCUCCUUUACAGAGUAAAGCACUGAAGGCAGUCUGCCAGAUUCAUGGCGAGCGUCUGCCGUCCUACACAGAGGUGGAAGAUCCGUAUAUGAGUGAAGUGUGUGUGCUGAAGGACGUCAAGCACCUGAGUUUGCAUGAAUUUGACUGUGAAUAUGAAGACACAACAGCGUCCUCUGCUGCUGAGAGCCCCUCCUCACGCCUGCUGAAAUCUCAGGAGGGAUGCUGUGAGACCGGAUUAGGACUCAUGAUUGAGGAAGUUCAGGUUCUUUUGUGUAACAUCAGAUUGGAUGAUCUUCAGCCCUGCUCAGACCAGCAGAAUCCUGUGUCCAGUGCCGGUACUACCCAGGAUGCUUUGCUGGAAGUCUGUCAAGAAGGCGUAGAAAUGCAUGAUGGGUACCUGGACUGCCCGAAGUGA
This is a messenger RNA of Astyanax mexicanus (Mexican tetra), 2790 nucleotides long. RefSeq lists its product as uncharacterized. The transcript has 13 exons. Gene Ontology annotation, cellular component: external side of plasma membrane. Bases 994 to 2790 code for a protein of 598 amino acids. Gene Ontology annotation, biological process: cytokine-mediated signaling pathway; immunoglobulin mediated immune response. Gene Ontology annotation, molecular function: protein binding; cytokine receptor activity. NCBI's taxonomy places the organism in Eukaryota, Metazoa, Chordata, Actinopteri, Characiformes, Acestrorhamphidae. The record is from RefSeq and is a predicted model, not a curated record.